AUGAGCCAACCCGAAGAGGCCUUUGAGAUCCCGGCACCGCGGAACCGGGCUUGCGACUUGUGCUUCGCGAAAAAGAUAGGCAUCCAGUUCAUCAUCGCAAGGCACCCGACGUGCCCUAUCUGCUGCUCAUCGGCUCACAUCCUUGACCAACCCAACAGACGCAAGAUAGCCGCUGCCGUGCGGCAUGCGAGCCAGCUCGCCGGCGCCGCCAAUGCGAAGACGCUUGGCGUGCCCACCUUUGCACGACCAGACGGCGACCGCCAGAGCGAGACACCAUGGCCUAACGUCGUCGAGGCUCCGAGGGAUGCGAAUCAGCCGGAUGCCUCCAGCAGUAAGGACCAUGCGUCCCAGUCGUCAGGCUUCUCGCCGACCGUAAGCACGCGGAAGCCUUUCCGCCAGGGACUCCUCAAGCAGGAGUACGAGCACCGUCCGGCGAGAACGCCGAGACCCGAUAUUAUGAGGGCGCAUUCGCAUGGUGCCGGCACGCAGGCGCAGACCAUGUUGGAGUUUGAGCUGCUGGCCGGCAAGGGCAUGGAUGUCGGGAGGCGGGAGGUGCUGAAAGCUGCCGUCGCCCUCUCAAAUCAGCCUUCGACGACGACACCGCAGAUUGACCCCGAGGCCGAGAUCUACAGUGGACUGGACCUUGAUGACGAGUCCAUGUACCCCUCGGCAGAAGUUCUGCAUUUCAUUCUUGACGCGCCCGCGCAACAUCAAAGCGUCGGGCUGUCCUACAUCUUGGACAUGGUAUCGCGGGAGACGAUUGAGAAGCAAGGAAUUGCUCUGAUUGAAGGCACAGCCAAGGGUCCCGCUCGACUACACUACAUGGUUAAUCUCAACUACGCCGCCUGGCUUUACCUCCACGCAACAAUAUCCGGCACCAUUAGUCCAGCCAUGAAGCAACACCUCAUUCGAAGGCGAGAACACUACGAGGCGAAUCUCCUCGCAGCCGUCCAUUCCAUCGGUGUACUCGACGUGCCAAGCCUCUCGUUGUUCCAGGCGCUGCUAUCUGGGACCAUGUUCAUGAUUCACACCGGAAGGGUGGAGAAGAGCUGGAACCUAAGCUCGGCAGCAUCGCGAGUCUGUGUUGCCCUCGGUGGACGCUAUUUCACCAACCUGGCUACGACCGCGAACAGCGCAGAAGCAACUGCCGCGCGGUACUGCCUAACGCUAUGCUUCAUGUUCGACAAGUCGCUGUCUCUCACCAUGAAUCGUGUCUCGGCUUUACCCGACAUCAACCUGAACGUGGCCAUGGUCACACCUUUUGACCCUUCCCGCCCGUACACUGCAUUGCCCGACGUCUAUCUCGAGUUUGCGCUGGUACAAGACGAAAUCAUCAAGGGCAGGCAGCGCCGUCCCGAGGUCAAUCGGCAGAUGGAUGUCGUGCAGAGCCUUCAGCAGAAAAUGUGGCCCAUUGGUGAGAAGAUCCGCCAUUUCCGGUCAAAACCUCUGAACGAUCAGGACGCCUAUCUUGCUGCCGAAUGGAUCGGCGCCGAUUUUGUGUAUCACUCGAUUAUGACGGCCAUCUUUCGACUACAUCCAGGCCUCUCAGAAGACGGUGGUCUCCUUGACCAGAUGAUGGGACAUGCUCGACUGGCUCUUUCGUUGCUGAACGAACUCCUCCGCACAUCGAAAUCGCUGACCAAAGUGGACACUUUGAAAGCAUCCAUAACAUGGAUCUUACUCUGCUACCCUCUAUACCCCUUCUUCAUCCUCUUUUGUCACGUCGUCAACGUUCCGGGCCCACAAGACUUCCAACUCCUCGUUGAAACAACACAAAACCUUACGGACUUUUCGCACAUUGAUGGUGCCAUUGCCGGUGUCUGUCGGCUGUUCGAGAAGUUUGUCACCCUCUGCAGACCGCUCGUGGAAAAGGAGAGCCCGGCCGCCUCGCCUGAGACGGGUGCCCAGCAACAGCCUCAGCAGCAGAAGCCGGGGCGGCCACAGCAAGACCGAGGCGAGGGGAUGCACAUACUGGCGAAUAUGUUCCGGAAGCCCCCUGGUCCUAUGGGGAACGAGACUAACGUCAUGAUGGGAGGCGUUGAGCCGACUGUGCCCAUCUUUACGGGAGGAGACAUGAGCAUGGCCUACGGUGGGCAGCCACACGGGUACGAUCCCAUGUCCCACAUCAAUACGCUGGGCGAGGAGGACCUGCUUUUGCAGUUGGGGAACACGCAUCCGUCCCUGGAAUGGAUCGAAGGUGCUUGGCCGACGUGA
Verticillium nonalfalfae is the source of this 2214-nucleotide messenger RNA. RefSeq lists its product as uncharacterized. The record is from RefSeq and is a predicted model, not a curated record. Lineage: Eukaryota; Fungi; Ascomycota; Sordariomycetes; Glomerellales; Plectosphaerellaceae. Gene Ontology annotation, biological process: DNA-templated transcription. Bases 1 to 2214 code for a protein of 737 amino acids. Gene Ontology annotation, molecular function: zinc ion binding; DNA binding. The transcript has 7 exons.